AAUCAUUAAGAGGCACGCAGCCAUUACAAUACCUUAUAUUCAAACCGAGUACAACGCGAUUUAGGGAACUAGAUUAUUACUGGCUUAUUUUUUUUCUUUAAAAAUCAGUUUUAUGAAACUCAAUUUGAAACUUAAAGAUAAUACUUUUGGCUAACAGUCGUAUAUGUAAAUAUAGUCAGGCGUUGCGUCGACUUGAGACGCUCCGCAUUCCCAGAGGCAGUUGACUCACCAGAGACUCGCCAUAACACGCCGCCUUCUCCGUCCGUUCAGAGCAUUCAUUUGAACGCUGUAUUUUCGUUAACCAAGAAGAUUCAGAUUUAAGAGACUCGCUUCGAUUUAGAUGGCAAGCUUCCCAGAUUUUGUCAACGAAAAUGAAAUAGGUAAAGCUAAGUUCAUCGGGGAACUCAUACCUCCUGUUGCUCCCUUUGACCAGAAGUCUGGACGGGAGACUUGGACUGUAGCUUUUGCACCUGAUGGUUCUUACUUCGCUUGGUCUCAAGGGCAUCGAAUUGUGAGACUUGUACCAUGGAAAAAAUGCUUAGCCAGCUUUUCUGUAAGAAAGGAAGAUCGGUCAAGCGGUGCAGGUCCUCGACGGCUCUCUCGGCAGAACAGUGAAGGCAGUCUGCUGCCAGGCGAGCCCAGAGAGCACACCAUCGACUGUGGUGACAUUGUUUGGGGCCUGGCAUUUGGCUCGUCUGUUCCUGAAAAGCAGAGUCGUUGUGUUAAUAUCGAAUGGCAUCGGUUCAAGUUUGGCCAGGACCAGUUGCUACUGGCCACAGGCCUCAACAACGGACGCAUCAAAAUCUGGGAUGUCUAUACAGGAAAACUUUUGCUGAACCUGAUGGACCAUACAGACAUUGUGCGAGACCUAACAUUUGCCCCAGAUGGGAGUUUAGUGCUGGUUUCUGCUUCAAGAGACAAGACUCUGCGCGUAUGGGACCUCAAAGAUGAUGGUAACAUGGUGAAAGUUCUCCGUGGCCAUCAAAACUGGGUCUACUGCAGCGCUUUCUCACCUGAUUCAUCUGUCCUUUGUUCCGUAGGCGCCGGAAAAGCGGUCUUCCUGUGGGACAUGGAUAAGUACACUCUGAUCCGUAAGCUUGAGGGCCAUCAUAACGACGUGGUGUCCUGUGAGUUCUCUCCUGACGGGGCCUUGCUGGCCACAGCCUCCUACGACACCCGUGUCAUAGUGUGGGACCCUCAUACAGCCACCGUUCUGCUUGAGCUGGGGCAUCUCUUCCCUCCUCCCUCACCCAUAUUUGCAGGAGGGGCAAAUGAUCGAUGGGUUCGUUCCGUUGCCUUUUGUCAUGACGGACGGCACAUUGCUAGCGUCACUGAUGACAGGCUGGUGCGUUUCUGGAGUAUUGGUGAGAAGAGUCCUCAAGCCAUCGCCCCUCUCACUAACGGCCUCUGUUGUGCCUUUUCUACUGACGGAAGUGUCUUAGCUGCUGGGUCUCGUGAUGGCAGCGUGCAUUUCUGGGCUUCUCCCCGCAGCAUUGCAAGCCUCCAGCACCUGUGCCGCCUGACCCUGCGGCGAGUCAUGCCCACCCAACAGGUUUAUACGCUGCCCAUUCCUUUCUCCAUGCAAGACUACCUGGCAUACAAGUCGCUUUAAGUUGGAAUGUAAAACACAGCACUGAAACCAAUGAAUUGGUAGUAUUUGUUUAAGACUUGGUUUUGGUUUUUUCCUCUGCUCAAACCAACCCCUUGAUGAAGGUGAGGUUGGUUCUUUUUGUAUUUAUUUAUUUUCCCAAUUUUUUUUUUUAAAGUUUAGUUUUCCUAGUUGCAAGUGUCUUUCAAUACUUUGUUCAAUAUAUAAGCCCAUUUCAGAUAGUGGCCUUCAGACAGCCUUAAUAUAUCAGUGGACCACGGUUUGUCCUUUUGAUUCCUUUCUUUUUCUUUUUUUUUUUUUUUGGUCUGGCACAACUUGUACCGCACCUUAAAGUUGGUAAAUGAUGGGUGAAAGUGGUGCUUUCUCUGGCUCAGUUCGAGGUAUUCCUGGACUGUGUUUAAAGUGAUGUGAUGGGGGAUUGUCUCCUAAAUGUUCUGCAGUGUUUUCUUUUUGCCGUGCUUGCUGUGAGAGGGAUUGAAGGGAAGUCACAAUGUGAAAGUGUGUGUGUGUGUGUGUGUGUGUGUAUGCAUGCAUGUGAUGGGCGGAAUAGGGUCGGUUAGUUCAGGGACACAGGCAGUGCCUCUUUAUAGAAAAUCGAUAACCACACGCUUAUGCUGCUUCAGUAAUGACUUUUAUCACAAACCUAAUUUGUUUCCUCCACAAAUUGUAUAUUUUUUACCUGUACAGAGAUUUUUUUUUUUUUGAGGCCUGUUUUUGUUGUGUAUAUAAUGUUUGUAUAAAUAUAUAUAUGUAGCUUCAGUUUUUUCCCAUGCUUCUCAUAAAUCAUUUAUUAAUGCUUGUAUUGAAAGUCUGCUCUGUACAAGGUCUUUGCUCUUGUGUGAUGGUGAUGUUUUGUAGGGGAAUGACACAAAUGUUUGCUUAACCAGCAGUAAAACUGAUGCCACAUCCUUGAUUUCUCAUUUCAAACAAAUUGCCACCAACUUCCACUUGCUGUACCUGCUAUGAAAUAUGGCACUUUUACCCAGCCUGAGACAUUCCCUAUUCCUAACCAUUAUCUCGCCACUUAACUCCCAAUCAAACCUCCGUCUGUUAACACUGACAUUCAACAUUCAUGUGUGUUUUAACAGAGAGGUUUUGUUGCGGUGAUUUCUUUGGUCAUGUCUCACCUACCUCGCACAUUGAGGAUCUGGUUUAUUGGAUAAGUGACAUGAUUCGGUCAUUUGAAACUAUUUGAACGGUAUCAAUUAUGAAUGUGAGAAUCCGAAUGUGGCAUAUUCAUCUGGUCAUGCAGUCAAACGGUCAUGGCAAUAAAAAUGUGUUACAAAAGCUGAUGCCAAAGAUCCCCUUGGGUUCUUAUUGAUGUGAUUCGCACAGUACGUUCUCUCUUACACUCAUUUAUGGCUAAAACUUGAAUGUCUUUUAUGUCUGUUUUUCUGCUUGGGUGUAUGAAUAAUGCUGACGUUCAGCAGAUUAGGUUUUCUUUAGAUUCUAAUAAAGUAGAGGCACUUCAGUGUUCCAACCAAAAUUUGUAGCAGUUACAGUUCUUUGUAAUACAGUGGUAGUUGUUUUCAAUCAUUAAUGAAUAUUAUAGAGAUGCUUGGAAACUGGUUAAUUUGUCCAACAGACAGAAUACCUGAUGCUGUACUCAACAGGGGCAAGUGAAAUUGACAACAGAAGACCUUUUAUGAGAUUGAACUUUUUUUUUUUUCUUCUUCUUCUCUCUCUGUCCUCCAGUUGGUGGGGUUUUUGUUUUUAUGAUUGUUGUUGAAAUAAAGUAUUUUAAAUCA
Carassius gibelio (silver crucian carp) is the source of this 3357-nucleotide messenger RNA. Its product is annotated as WD repeat and SOCS box-containing protein 1. Bases 341 to 1612 code for a protein of 423 amino acids. The record is from RefSeq and is a predicted model, not a curated record. The transcript is spliced from 9 exons. Gene Ontology annotation, biological process: intracellular signal transduction. NCBI's taxonomy places the organism in Eukaryota, Metazoa, Chordata, Actinopteri, Cypriniformes, Cyprinidae. Gene Ontology annotation, molecular function: protein binding.